Rotaria sp. Silwood1 is the source of this 862-nucleotide messenger RNA. The record is from the annotation of a GenBank genome assembly. Lineage: Eukaryota; Metazoa; Rotifera; Eurotatoria; Philodinida; Philodinidae.
GCAUAGGUUUUCAUUAAAAUUAAAUUUUAAUCAUUUGGAUAUUUAGGAUUAUAAAGAUUCAUUUGAAUGUAAUUCGGAAAAUGAUGAUCAACUUAAUGAAACUAGUGUUGAUCUUUAUCUUCAUCCAGUUCUUCAUAUAACUAAUCUAUUACCAAUUGAUAUUCAAUGUUUAUUUGAUAAUGUCGAACAAGUUGAUAUAAAACCAAGACAACUAAAUGAAAUUGCAUUUGGCGAUAAAUAUUCCACAUUAAUUUUCAUGAUUCCAUCUUAUCACAAAAUUAAAUGGAUCUCAGAAUCAAUCGAUUUAAAAGUUGAACAGAAUUGUCAUUAUAAUGAACGUUUUAUUAUCUUUCACGAUUCUACUUCUUCUAAUCCUAAACAAACAUUGAAUAUGAUUUUACGUGUUGAUACAUUGCAUGAAUCAUAUCGUUUAUUCUUAUAUUCACCAUUUUGGAUUAUUAAUCGUACAGAAUUACAACUUGAACUUCAAAUUGAAAAUAAUCGUACAUUUAUUGAAAUGACUGAGAUACCACUUUUAUUUUGUCUAGAAAAUUUUGAAAGUGAACCAAACAAAAAAACACAGGGACAACUUCGUCUUUAUGAUAUUGAUAACGAAAAUAAUACAACGAUUUGGUCAGAAAAAUUUUCACUUGAUAUUACUAAGAGUACUAGUAUGGUAUCUUGUAAAGUACCAAAUGAUCGAAUUUGUGUGGAUUUUUUAACAUCUUCAUUUGGUUUAACAAAGAUUAUUACAUUUUCACCAUCAAUAGUUAUUAUUAAUAAAUCAACUGUUGAACUUGAAGUUGUCGAAACAAUAUCAGAUACAGAACAAGAUAAAUGGAAAUCAAUUAAUCCUAAAUAA